Pistacia vera is the source of this 1248-nucleotide messenger RNA. RefSeq names its product zinc finger BED domain-containing protein RICESLEEPER 2-like. NCBI's taxonomy places the organism in Eukaryota, Viridiplantae, Streptophyta, Magnoliopsida, Sapindales, Anacardiaceae. Bases 1 to 1248 code for a protein of 415 amino acids. The record is from RefSeq and is a predicted model, not a curated record. Gene Ontology annotation, molecular function: protein dimerization activity. The transcript has 5 exons.
AUGCUGAAGAUAAGGGAGCUUAUUGCACAUUGGGUGCUGAUGCAUGAUCAUCCGUUUUCUAUUGUGGAGGAAGAGGGGUUGAACAACAUGAUGAAGUACAGGAUUCCUCAAUGGAUUCCAAUUUCCUGUAAUACUUGUAAGAAUGAUUGUAUGAGAGUGUUUGAAAAUGAGAGGCAGAAGUUGCUAACCAUAUUGAAGGGUGUUAGGAAGAUAAGUCUAACCACAGAUCUAUGGCAUUCAAGCAACCAGAGGAUGGAAUACAUGGUGUUGACUGGGCAUUGGAUUGAUGAUAAUUGGAAGUUUAAUAGACGGGUGUUGAACUUUAUUCAUUUCCCUCCUCCCCGUUCUGGUGUUGCUAUUGCUGAUGCAAUUUUCAAGUGUUUGAUGGAGUGGGGAAUUGAAGCUAAGGUCCACACGAUCUCGGUGGAUAAUGCUUCAAGCAAUGAUGUUGCAGUAAAAAUUAGACACAUUAUUGAGGACAUCCGUGAUAGCAUGGUGUAUAUCAAUUCAUCGGAGAGUAGACUAAAGGUGUUUGCAAAGAUUGUUCAACAACGACGAGUGCCAUUUCACAAGCUUAUUCUUGAUUGCAAAGCACGGUGGAAUUCAACAUAUGAUAUGUUGACAAUGGCAAUGAAUUUUAGACGUGUUUUUCCUUGUUUGAAGGAGAGGGAUUUGAGUUAUCAUUAUUGUCCCAAGGAGGAGGAUUGGGACAAAGUUGAGAAAAUUUGUUCAAUUUUGAAGGUGUUUAGUGGUGCAUCGAAUCUCAUAUCAGGGAGUGAUUAUUUGACAUCAAACUUGUUUCAAAAACAACGUGAAGCGUGGGAAAAUAUUGAUGUUGUUCGAGAUGCCUUGUAUGAGGUAUAUAGGGAGUAUGUUGAUACCAGUAAAGCAUUGACUGCUGCCUGCGCUUCUACAUCUACAGGAGAUGGAGUUGAGGUUGUUGGUGAGGGCUUGGGGCAGCAGCAGAGAGGGUGGAGGAUUGGGAUGAUUUUAAAGGCAAAUUCAACAAAGUUCUCUAUCUUGUCUACCAUGGCUCGUGACAUAUUAGCCAUCCCUAUCACUACGGUUGCUUCUGAGUCUGCUUUCAACGCUGGCAGUAGGGUUAUUGACACGUACCGAUUGUCGUUGUCUCCCGACACGGUGAAGAUGCUCUUAUGUGGAUGUGAUUGGUGCAGGACUUUGAAUGGGAUGAAGAAAGGAUGCAAAGAAGAGCAGCAACCGUUGGAGAUCAACCUUCCUAUCCCGUAA